Messenger RNA from Culex quinquefasciatus (southern house mosquito), 1252 nucleotides. RefSeq names its product LIM/homeobox protein Awh. Gene Ontology annotation, biological process: neuron differentiation; regulation of transcription by RNA polymerase II. The transcript has 6 exons. NCBI's taxonomy places the organism in Eukaryota, Metazoa, Arthropoda, Insecta, Diptera, Culicidae. Gene Ontology annotation, cellular component: nucleus. Bases 230 to 1201 code for a protein of 323 amino acids. Gene Ontology annotation, molecular function: RNA polymerase II transcription regulatory region sequence-specific DNA binding; DNA-binding transcription factor activity, RNA polymerase II-specific. The record is from RefSeq and is a predicted model, not a curated record.
AAAUGGAAAAAUUCUCACGCAAGAGUCGCUCUCACUGGUGGCGCUCGGAGCUGAGUGAGCGCACAUUGCAGCUUAUGGGAGAAUUUUAAUUACUAACUUGUCGUCGUUUGACCGGGGAAAUGUGCAGUGAUAAAACAAUUAUGGUCAGUGGUGGUAAAUUGUGCAGACAGCUACGAGAAUUGAACCGGCACCGGUGGAUUGGAAUUAGCGGAACAAGCAGCUACGUCUCAUGUGUGCGAUAGCAGUGGCAGGAGCAGUGACAACGACGUCGGUAGAGCGACAGAAGAUGAAGAAGGAACUCCGCUCCUGCACCGCGUGCGGCGAACCGAUCUCCGACCAGUACCUGCUCGACGUUGGCGGCUGCUCGUGGCACUCGGCCUGCCUCCGGUGCUGCAUCUGUCACACCCCGCUGGACCAGCAGCCGUCGUGUUUCCUGCGGGACCGCCAGAUCUACUGCAAAGCGGACUACGCGAGCACGUUCGGCGCCAAGUGUGCCCGCUGCAGCCGCAGCAUCUCCGCCUCGGACUGGGUCCGGCGGGCCCGGAAGAUGAUCUUCCACCUGGCGUGCUUCGCGUGCGACAGCUGCGGCCGCCAGUUGUCCACCGGGGAGCAGUUUGCGCUGGCCGACGAUAAGGUGCUGUGCAAGAAGCACUACUCGGAGUUUUUCGACUGCGGAACGUCCAGCGAUGAUGGCUGUGAAGCGGAUGGCUUACAGAAGAGUAACAAAAGCAAACGUGUCCGGACGACCUUCACCGAGGAGCAGCUGCAGAUUCUGCAGGCCAACUUCAACAUCGACAGCAAUCCCGACGGGCAGGAUCUGGAGCGGAUAGCUUCGGUGACGGGACUGAGCAAACGGGUCACCCAGGUGUGGUUCCAGAACUCACGAGCUCGCCAGAAGAAGCACGUUCAAGUUCCUUCCAACGGUGACAUGAAUCCGUUCGCCCGACACAUCAACCUGCAGCUAUCGUACACGUUUCAGCAGGCCAACGUAGGUCACGGACCGAUGCACAUGGGUCCGGGACCGCCGAUGCACGGACAUUCGGGCGGUUCGGGAAGUUCUGGAUUUGGCAGCAUCAAUCACAACAACAACAACAACAAUACAGUUGUGUCCUCGAAAUCGUCUCCGUACAGCAGACAUGAAUCUUCAUUUGAUGAACUAUCGGAGGAUUCGGCGAUUCACUGCAUGCAGAGCGAAAUUUAGCAAGAGAUAAGAAUAUGGUCCUCUUAUUCUGUGAAAUGACAGUAUUUAAGA